Molecule: messenger RNA, 845 nt
Organism: Drosophila hydei
Lineage: Eukaryota; Metazoa; Arthropoda; Insecta; Diptera; Drosophilidae
Gene: OdsH
Product: homeobox protein unc-4
Exons: 4
Coding region: 1-822 (273 amino acids)
Biological process (GO): regulation of DNA-templated transcription
Molecular function (GO): sequence-specific double-stranded DNA binding; DNA-binding transcription factor activity, RNA polymerase II-specific
Source: RefSeq, a predicted model, not a curated record
AUGGAAGAGAUUCGCACGUUCAUCUCCUCCGCCUCCGCCUCCGCCUCCGCCUCUGCCUCUGCCUCCGCCCACGACGAUGAGACGGCCAGCGAGAGCAGCGCAGCAGCCGCUGCCAAUCGUCGACGGAGCCGCACAAACUUCAACACCUGGCAGCUGGAGGAGCUGGAACGGGCCUUUCUCAGCAGCCACUACCCGGAUGUGUUCAUGCGCGAGGCUCUCGCCAUGCGGCUGGAUCUAAAGGAGGGGCGCAUUGCGGUGUGGUUCCAGAAUCGCCGCGCCAAGUGGCGCAAGAAGGAGCACACGAAGAAGGGUCCUGGUCGGCCGGCGCACAAUGCUCAGCCGCAGAGCUGUAGCGGAGCGCCGAUUCCGCUGCAGGAGCUGCGCGCCAGGGAACGCGCACAGCGCAGCAAGCGCAUAGCCAAGGCGAUCGAGCGGCAGGCGCGAAAGCUGCGCCUCAAGGGGCUCGAGGUCAAUGUGGAGCAGCUGCGCGCCGACUAUCUGGCGGCUCACCAGACUGAGCCCAGCAGUCACAUGGAGCUGCAGCAGGCGCUGGAGCACGGCGAGCAGCUGGACGAAGAGCUGCCCAUCGAUGUGGUGGGCGGCGACAGCUUGGACAAUUGCAACCAAAGAGGCUGCCCGGAAGACAGCUGCGACAGCAGCCCUGUGAUAAAACUGGAGCCAGUGGAGCCCGAGCGGCUCCCCCUGGAGCCACUGACAUCAUUGGAGCCACCGAGUCUGACGGUGCUGCCUGAGCAGCCGCCGCUGCAGCAGAAGCCGCAGUACAACUCCUCCUUCAGCAUCGAGUCGCUGCUCGGCACAUAACACGCGUCCCAAACCCAACAACA